CCAGCUCUCAUCACAUUCAUUUUCAGUGUAUCAACCCCGACUCUACUCACCGCAACAGAUACCUGCAUAUCCAGAGCAGUCUGUGGUCCAUUCAUCUCAUUGUGACUCACUCUAAGGUGUCCCGACACAGCAAUAAAAAGGUUCACAGUGAGCAUGAACCUAAGCCUUCCUGACCAGAACAUGCACAACCCCAGUGACGGCGGUGUGGAGGAUGACAAGGCUGAGCUCAUGAUCCCCUGCUUCCGCAGAAACAUGUACGAUGAGCCUCUAACCUCAUACUCCAAUGGAUCCAUCAUUUCCCACCUCCUGCGCAAAACCGUCCAAAACAAGAGGGUUCUGGACGAAAGCCACUUCUACCUACCGACCUCGGCUGUGUCCAGCUCCACCAUGGCUGACUCCAGUCAGGAGGACCAGAGCAGUGUCUCCUCCAAGGACAGCACGGCGGAAUUUGCAUCCCCAGGCAGUCACCUCUCAAACGGAGCCAGCCCUGAGGGGGACAGGCCGCUGAGUGAUCACCUCCAGGCCAAGCGUGCCCGUGUGGAGAACAUCAUCCGAGGCAUGGCGGGCUCUCCCAACAGCAGGCUCCAUGGGGACAGUGAAAGGGCCAUGUCAGACACCAGGGAGGCUAGAGAGGCCUACAGGGAGAACAAACGCAAACAGAGGCUCCCCCAGCAUCAGGAGCACAGUCUCAAUGCUGCUGCACCGGCUAACAGAGGCAGCAGUAGCAGCAGUGGCAGCAGCAGUAAGGAUGAAGAGUGCCACAAGCUCAAGGAGCAGCUCCAGAGCAUGCAGAGGCUCCUGAGACAGCUCCAGGAGAAGUUCUUGCAGGUUUAUAACCAGGAAGACACGGAGCGUGAGGACAGAGAUGGCACAGGCACAGCCAGCACCGCAAAACACGACGACGCCACACCAAGCAAAGAGUCUGGGUUCCGUAAAAACAUGGAUGAAGAGUUAGAGAGGAAGCAUGACAGAGCAAAAGGAGACUGUAAGGACAGGGUGAAGAAAGACGGAAGUUUUCUGACACAUCAAAAGGAAGGCAAGAACCUACAGGAGACUCUGAAGCAUGAGCUCUCCAAAGCGGUGAGUGAGAGUGUAGAUAUGGUGUUCAAGAAACUCUCCUCCACGGGGCUCAACCAGUCAUCUUAUCAGCGCAUGUGUCACACCCCGGAGAACAUCGACGUGGGAGUUGAGAGGAAGGGCCAGGUAGCCUGUAACCAGGAGCAAUCACACACUGAGGAGACAGCCAAACCCCAGGCUCUAGAGUACUACGAGAGCACUGAGCCUUGCAGCCCUGAGGAUCAGACCGAGGCUCUGUCUCUUGUGGUCCGUAAGCCGCUCCUAAGCCAGCUUAGCUCAGUUACCCCGACGGUGAAGAGGCCCUACCCCUUACACCAUUCUCCAUUCCAGUUUAACUACAGCACACCUCUCCAUGACAGUCAAAUCCUGGAACACCUCCUCAAAUACGGGUCCCACACUAACUUCGGAGGUCUCCCAUGCGUGCCCCCAUCCAUGGACAGAACCUCCCCAGACUCGGUGGAGCUGCCCUGGGAUGCCAUCGCCAUGAGGUCCAAAGUGACAUCCAGCCACCUGACCCACCACCCUCGCACAUCAGGCCUGGGACCAGUGACCGUGGACAGUCUGUGUCUACCUCACGUCAAGAUGGAGUGUGGGGACAUGCAGAGCAUGGCAGAGAGAAACUCCUACAUGUCUCUGAACAUUCAGGAAGGCCUAACCCCCAACCAUCUGAAGAAAGCUAAGCUGAUGUUCUUUUACACCCGUUAUCCCAGCUCCAAUGUGCUGAAAACCUUCUUUCCCGAUGUCAAGUUCAAUCGGUGCAUCACCUCUCAGCUCAUCAAGUGGUUCAGUAACUUCCGGGAGUUCUACUACAUCCAGAUGGAGAAGUUUGCCCGCCAGGCCAUAGUGGACGGGGUCAAUGAUGUGAAAGACAUGUCCAUCAGCAGAGACUCUGAGCUGUUCAGAGCCCUCAACAUGCACUACAACAAAGCCAAUGACUUCCAGGUUCCUGAUAGAUUCCUUGAGGUUGCUGAAAUUACUCUCCAAGAGUUUUUCAACGCCAUUUCAACUGCCAAAGAUUCUGACCCCUCUUGGAAGAAGGCAAUCUACAAGGUCAUCUGUAAACUGGACAGUGAUGUCCCAGAUGAGUUCAAGUCAUCCACCUGCCUAUAGACAGAGCAAACAAUAGUCAUGCUCGAGAAAGGAAGGACAUUUUGCAGUCAUACAAUGACAAUAAGUGCUAAUGUAACACGUCUUGCCAAUAAAUUGGAUUUUAGUGAGAGAAUCAAGGAACAAAUGGAUUAUGUUGUAAAUUACAUAUUAUACACUGCAGUAUAGGAGCCUACUUACUGCACUUACAGCUUUUUACAGUCUCAGUGAGCUUUAUAGCACUGCUCCAGCUCUCUCCUAGGAGUUUUUUAAAACUUAGCUGACAGCAGAUCGUAGUGUGUCUGUGCAUCUCCAUAGGGAUUCAAUUAAGACAAGAUGUAGUUGCAUGUUUGUAGAUGUAGUGAUAUUUAAGGGCAGUGGUUUAAUACUGUAGUGUACUUGCUAGGUCUGAUAGACUUACAAACGUGAACAAAAUGGUCGUUUCUAUACAUAUUUGACUUAUGGUUCCUAAUGGACAUGCGGUUUUGGAUGAUUCUGAGAGAAAGACAUACUGUGGUAAUAGUUUAUUUUUAUUUUGUAGCAAGUGUUUUAUGUAAAUGUGAAUACGCUAAAUGUAUUAACCUAAUAGCAUGUAAAUAUUGCAAAUGACCACAAAGAACCAAUUGUUUGAGAAAAAAUUGUAUGUACAAAAAAGUACAAAGUUAUGUUUAGAUGUUUUGUGCCUAUUUCUAGGCACAAAACAGUCUAUUGCCUAUUGUCAACUCAAUUCCAUAGACACCAUAUUCUGAGUGGUUAUUUGAUAGUCCUGCUGAUAGAAUAAAGCUGCACUUACUUCAUCUUGAGACGUCUUGUUU
Molecule: messenger RNA, 2978 nt
Organism: Salmo salar (Atlantic salmon)
Lineage: Eukaryota; Metazoa; Chordata; Actinopteri; Salmoniformes; Salmonidae
Product: prospero homeobox protein 1
Biological process (GO): regulation of transcription by RNA polymerase II
Cellular component (GO): nucleus
Molecular function (GO): RNA polymerase II cis-regulatory region sequence-specific DNA binding; DNA-binding transcription factor activity, RNA polymerase II-specific
Source: RefSeq, a predicted model, not a curated record